Desarmillaria tabescens is the source of this 357-nucleotide messenger RNA. RefSeq lists its product as uncharacterized. The record is from RefSeq and is a predicted model, not a curated record. Bases 1 to 357 code for a protein of 118 amino acids. NCBI's taxonomy places the organism in Eukaryota, Fungi, Basidiomycota, Agaricomycetes, Agaricales, Physalacriaceae. The transcript has 5 exons.
AUGGCUGAGAGGAUCUUGCUCCGGGCUCGGAAGAAGAAGUCCGCAUCGGAGAAGAACGGGUCUAGAGGAAGGAAGACCAUAAGCGGGGUGUGGCCGAAAAAUCAGUACACCCGAAGGACUCUCACUUCGCAAGAAUCGCUGCGAAGUCAGUAUUCAACUAGCGGGCUCAGGAAAAUGAUGGCAAGGAUCAGAGCUCUGGAGACAGUAGGGAUGAAAGGCUUUGCAAAGAAUGCACCAAUUCUGGUGGAUCUGUGGAGUCAAGCUACCGCGAUGUCAAACAUAUGGGGGUCUUCUGAUAUGUUUCUAAUGGCGUAUGAAAAGGUCGCAACAUCGUGCCUUGGUUAUAUGGACCCAUAA